AUGAAUCCUUGCUCUAACCGAUUCAUUCUCUUUCAGUUCAUAACACAAGAUGUCAAAGACCAAAAUCGUGAAAGCCAAAGGCGUUCUAGAGCCCGUCGCACUGAAGUGAUGAAUGAUCUCAAGAAGCAGGUGGAAAGCUACCAGCAACAAGGCGCAGCGGCGUCUUUAGAGAUGCAAAAGGUUGCUCGAGCAGUCGCGCUUGAGAAUCGGCGCUUGAGAGACUUGCUUAAAAUACGUGGAGUAUCAGAAGACGAUAUUGCACGACACAUUGCAAUGCCGUCAGCGCCUGCGUCUUCUACACAGGCCAGUUCAUAUGAGCCGAGCUCCAUCAGAUGUAGAGCGUGUGGCAGCACAUCUAUCGUGGCAGAAAAGCUUCCACUUUCGGUCCCAGCAAACACAUCAUGUGCCAGCUCAGAUAUCUCACAACAAGAGUCUGUUCCUCUACAGCCUUCACCUUCCGUGCAAUCCAAGCCAAUUCAGACACCCAGGACGGAUAAGAAGAUCGCAAUAGAGGUUGACCCCAAAGCAGUCGCUUUACCGCCACGAUCCAUUACUUCUCACGAAUUUGGAGACAGGCGCCAUCAAAAAGAGCCAAAUGAUGGACACCAAUCUCCAUAUCGCACGUCUUGCACGGAAAAAUACAAAGAUAAAGUUUGCGAUGAAGAGAUAUCCUUGGGCUCCGAGGCUCCUCUCUCAACGCUACGCGAUCCGCAUGACGCAUCUAAGAAAGAGGUUCAUACUGACGCUAUGGAAACGUCUUGCGAUACUGCAGCGUCUAUCCUCGUGGAUCUUCACCAUCACGCAGAUACUGAACGUGCUCGUGCUGCUCUCGGCUGCAAGGGGCCAAGCAGCUGUACUGUCAACAACAUCAAAAUAUUUCAACUGCUGGAGAACUUUUCUUGA
This is a messenger RNA of Trichoderma gamsii, 903 nucleotides long. RefSeq lists its product as hypothetical. Gene Ontology annotation, molecular function: DNA-binding transcription factor activity. The record is from RefSeq and is a predicted model, not a curated record. NCBI's taxonomy places the organism in Eukaryota, Fungi, Ascomycota, Sordariomycetes, Hypocreales, Hypocreaceae. The coding region runs from base 1 to 903 and encodes 300 amino acids. Gene Ontology annotation, biological process: regulation of DNA-templated transcription. The transcript has a single exon.